Molecule: messenger RNA, 523 nt
Organism: Parathielavia appendiculata
Lineage: Eukaryota; Fungi; Ascomycota; Sordariomycetes; Sordariales; Chaetomiaceae
Exons: 1
Coding region: 143-448 (101 amino acids)
Source: RefSeq, a predicted model, not a curated record
UCAAGGGAUCUCGGGCAGCAGGGUGACUGACCUUUUAACACCCUCCUCGCACUAUACCGCAUUGGGAGUUUCUCUUAGCAAAUCUGACGUAAAUCCUGGGGCACGACCGGCACCAAGCGCCUGGCCGUUGGCUGCUCCUGCAAUGUCUUUGUCACGGGUUCCUCUUCAUGGGAACCGCUGCCUGUGUUUCGGUUGCUUCUCGCUGUUCUCUGCCGCGGUCGUGCCACCAAGCCGGAUGAUGGCAACAUCGAUGGGGUUCUCUCGGGAUCUAAACGAAGCCCCGGCCAACCUCUCUCUUAAGGAUGAGAGUUUCUUCUUCUGGACUCGAUUCCCAGGUCAUUUCGCGGCGGACUUGGGCCCGGAACCUGGAGUCGCUCAACAUUCUCUUUGCUUGCAGACGGCACUCUCGAUGGACGGACACGGCCUGUGCUCAUCUUUGCUGCCUUGACAUUUGCAAAUAAAUCGGAUUCGACGUUGCAUGAUCCAUUCCUAAUGCCCUGAGCCCACCAAGAGACUUCGCUCU